UGACGCUCUUCAUCCAUCUCGUAAUCCGAUAUGCAAUAGAUCCGGCAACCUCGAGGCGCGUUGGACUGGUUCUUCUGACCAAAUACCAGUUACACACCCGUCUAAAAAACCAAAUCCUCAGUCUCAUCCACCAUUUUAAACUUGACCGCCAUUACGACAAAAAACUCUACUAUGGACGCCCGGAGCUGCAGCUGAUGAUCGAUACCGCAAUGCGGAGCAAGAACAUGCGACUGGUCAAAAUGAACGUCAUCUUAAGGGUCCUCUUUCCGUUUUAUAUGACGUCUCGGCCGUCUUCGAUGGGCCCAUUUUGCAAAGAAUAUGCAGACCUUGGUUACUACCUCAAAUUGCGGAAUCUACGCAUUUAUCGACGCUCACGCCUAGUUUGGACAAUAGCUAUAAAUUUUCGCAACUACAAGGGUAAUAAUUCCUUCCUCACCAAGGAACAGACCUUUUACUUGGAGUCGGUCACUCGUCCCCACAACCUCACAUUUUGUGUUGUUACCUGGAUGAUGACCUACCUGUACGCUAUAAACGCAUUCAAGAAAAAGUUCGAGUCAUUGCGGGCAUUGUUUGAUUGCGAAGACGGUGAGGUCGAAUUGGACGAGGACGUGGAUGAAUGGGCAUGCUUCCCGGCCAUCAAGCAAGGCGGUCGAGAAUUUAUCGAAUUCACACGGCCCGCUACCGCAGUCGCUAUUUCAGCCUCCACCGGUUCCCUUUGCAAGAUGUCUGGCUUGGCCACCGUCGGCAAUUAUGCUGUCCGGCGAGACACUGGUGAUAAAUUCAACCUCAUGUUUGACGAAGCAACCGCCCGAAUGGUAAUGGCUCACGAAACCGACUCGAUCUUUCGAAAUCAUUACAGUAAAGAAACCGAGACUGUGGAUGUUGUAGGGGCAAGAAUAGGUGAGGCUGAAGGCGUCAAAGUACAGUGAUAAUUUCCCACCACUUGAUCAUUUGCUCACUCUUGACUGCAGAUCAUAGUAGAACGACAAGCGUAUCUCCGAUGUGCCGUCCGUACUAUC
Molecule: messenger RNA, 1019 nt
Organism: Desarmillaria tabescens
Lineage: Eukaryota; Fungi; Basidiomycota; Agaricomycetes; Agaricales; Physalacriaceae
Exons: 6
Coding region: 195-929 (244 amino acids)
Source: RefSeq, a predicted model, not a curated record